CUACCGUGUAGGUUGGGCGUAAUGCACCCAUCACAAGAGCAUCAGCAUCCAGACGAAAAUAGCGAUGCGAUUUCGGCUCUCUAGCGAAUCAAUCGCAAGCUGACAGCUGAGGUGGUGGCUGAUGCAACCUUCCAAGGUUAGCUCCAUCGUACUGUCGCUAUGCUAAGCGAGAAGCUGGAGAAACCAAGCUUAUCGUAGGAUGUGACAUCGAAGUGCUUAUGCUUUGUCAUAGCAUCGGCUGUUCGCGUGGACGCUUGCCUGACCGCACCCCGAGCCCUUUGCUCCUCGGCGGACGAACCGCCUCCACCAAGCUGAGACCUCACGAGAGAACAGCGGAAUCUGCUUCCCAAAUUACUUGAGAAAAACAACGUGGGCUGAGCGCAGUACCGUCUCACGGACGUCAGGUCUCCCAAAGCGCACUGGUACGAUGCUACGUGGAGGCAUUGCUGAAGGCCAUCCAUGACAAACAUCGCAAGCUACAAUGGCAAGGCUGGAGGGUGUUCAGAUAUAUAAGAACAAGACCUAUCUUCACUAUAUGGAAGAUCAUCUCAUUACACAACAACAAACCAACAACAACUUUCUACUAUCUCCUACUUUCUAUCUUCACUUAAUCAUCUCCUUCCAACACUCACUCAGACAACCUUCCAACCACACACCAAUUUUCAAUAUGAAGGCCUCCAUGAUCAUUGCAUCUGCCGCUGCUCUCUUCACCUCCGCACUUGCGGCUCCAGCCAUCGCCCGUGAUGCGCCCCUCGUCUUCACCGUCCAGCUCGCCAAUGACCAGAGCGGCAAAAACGCCAACGCCGAUGUCAUCGUCAACAACGCCGCCGUAACUUUCGGCCAGCUCUUCGGUGGUGCCUUCGGCCCCCAGGUCUGGGCCACUUCGCUCCAGGCUGUCAGCCCCGGUGCUGGUGGCAACAACGUACAGUGCGUGGUCAAGGACCCCAACUACCCCGGACAGGCCAUUGCGCUCAAUGCCUGGAACACUUUCAUCGACCUUGAUGGAAACGUCAACGUUGCUACUCCUACCGACGUAACCUACUUCACUAUUGAGUGCCAGUUGUAAACGGCUAUCUGAACGGGUCAACAGGGGAGUGACGUGAGGGUGGUAGACGGAUAGUAAUGAUUUGCGAGGACGUUCCUUUGAUCUUUGGUACAUUUGCAUAGCGAUUCUGGUGUUAUUCUUUUCUUGUUUACUGUUAUACACAUUCCUUCGCCCUUAACAUGGGAACUAGAGAGGCUUAGUAGCUAAUAUCACUCCUUUGUGAGUGUGAAAUAUAACUCACAUUCAUACAUUUUCGAAUCGUUCCUUCUACCACAGACCUAGACGCUAAAGUAUGCUAAGAAUAUAAAUCAGAUA
Messenger RNA from Alternaria alternata, 1360 nucleotides. RefSeq lists its product as hypothetical. The record is from RefSeq and is a predicted model, not a curated record. Lineage: Eukaryota; Fungi; Ascomycota; Dothideomycetes; Pleosporales; Pleosporaceae. The transcript has a single exon. Bases 482 to 1066 code for a protein of 194 amino acids.